This is a messenger RNA of Sodiomyces alkalinus F11, 1554 nucleotides long. Its product is annotated as arginine permease. NCBI's taxonomy places the organism in Eukaryota, Fungi, Ascomycota, Sordariomycetes, Glomerellales, Plectosphaerellaceae. Gene Ontology annotation, biological process: amino acid transmembrane transport. Bases 1 to 1554 code for a protein of 517 amino acids. Gene Ontology annotation, molecular function: amino acid transmembrane transporter activity. The transcript is spliced from 2 exons. The record is from RefSeq and is a predicted model, not a curated record. Gene Ontology annotation, cellular component: membrane.
AUGUUCUCCGAAAAGACGCCACGAGCCAGCUCCGUCGAACGGAGCGGUCCGCCUUCACUGGGGGAGCCUAACCUCAAGGCCGAUCUCGAGGUCGCCGACGAUGCUGGUCUUCAGCGACACCUGCGAGCACGCCACUUGCAGUUCAUCGCAAUAGGCGGCACCGUCGGCACAGGCCUCUUCCUCGGCACCUCAUCCGCCCUCUCCGAAGCCGGCCCCGUCGGCGCCCUCAUCGCCUUCAUUUUCAUCGGCACCGUCGUCUACUCCGUCAUGACCUCCCUCGGCGAGAUGGCCACCUACAUCCCCGUCGCCGGCUCCUUCACCGCCUACGCCACCCGCUUCGCCCACCCCUCCUUCGGCUUCGCCAUGGGCUGGACCUACUGGUUCUCCUGGUCCGUUACCUACGCCCUCGAACUGGUCGCCGCCGGCCUCAUCAUCCAGUACUGGGACUCCGGCCUCAACGUCGGCAUCUUCAUCGCCGUCUUCUGGGUCGUCUUCACCGCCCUCAACUUCCUGCCCGUGCGCUGGUUCGGCGAGAUCGAGAUGUGGUUCUCCAUGAUCAAGGUCGUCACCAUCGUCGGCUGGCUCAUCUUCGCCGUCUGCAUCAACGCCGGCGUUGGUGACGAGGGCUACCUCGGCUUCAAGUACUGGGAGUCUCCCGGCCCCUUCGUCGAGCACAUCGUCCCCGGGUCCGUCGGCAAGUUCGUCGGCUUCUGGGCCACCCUCGUCAUCGCCGGCUUCAGCUUCCAGGGCGCCGAGCUCGUCGGCAUCGGCGCCGGCGAGGCCCACGACCCCCGUCGCAGCGUACCGCGCGCCAUCCGCAACACCUUCUGGGGCAUCUUCGUCCUCUUCGUCGCCACCGUCUUCUUCAUCGGCACCCUCGUGCCCUCCAACGACCCCGCCCUGCUGAACGAGAGCAAGAACGCCAACGCCUCGCCGCUCGUCAUCGCCGCCAAGCGCGCCGGCGUCGACAUCCUCCCCGACAUCAUCAACGCCGUCCUCCUCACCGCCGUGCUCUCGGCCGCUAAUUCCAACGUCUACUCGGGCAGCCGCGUCCUCAUCGCCCUCGCCGAGGGCGGCGUCGCCCCCAAGUUCCUCACCAAGACCAACAGCCACGGCACCCCCUAUUACGCCGUCGGCAUCACCGCCUCGAUCGGUCUGCUGGCCUUCCUCAACCUGAGCGCCGAUGGCGGCAAGGUCUUCGACUGGCUCCUGAACAUCAUCGCCGUCGCCGGUUUCGUUACCUGGAGCGGCAUCUGUGUGUGCCACCUUCGCUUCAUGGCCGCCCUCAGGGCCCAGGGCAUCGACCGGAGCACUCUGCCCUAUACCGCGCCGCUACAGCCUUACCUUGCGUGGUACGGGCUCUUCUUCACCUUCCUCAUCCUGUUGACCAACGGCUUCACCGUGUUUAUCGAUUGGGACACGAGCAGCUUUUUCGCCAGUUAUGUUUCCCUCGUGCUAUUUGUCGUGCUCUUCGUCGGCCAUAAGCUCAUUACCAAGAGCCAUCACGUUAGGCUGGUUGACGUUGACCUCGUCAAGGGAAGGAUCGAGUUGUAA